Messenger RNA from Rhizopus microsporus ATCC 52813, 1608 nucleotides. RefSeq lists its product as uncharacterized. NCBI's taxonomy places the organism in Eukaryota, Fungi, Mucoromycota, Mucoromycetes, Mucorales, Rhizopodaceae. The transcript has 5 exons. Gene Ontology annotation, biological process: nuclear membrane fusion involved in karyogamy; karyogamy involved in conjugation with cellular fusion. Gene Ontology annotation, cellular component: endoplasmic reticulum membrane. The record is from RefSeq and is a predicted model, not a curated record. The coding region runs from base 421 to 1182 and encodes 253 amino acids.
AGAAAAAGAAAGGGGAGAAAUAGCUCCUUUAUUUUUCCCUUUUUAUUAUUACACUUUUUCAUCUCCUCAUGAAUUUUAUAUUUUUCUUUUUCUUUUUUUCAUUUCUUCAUGAGUCCUGCUUUGAUCUUGAUUAUCUUUUUGCUUCUUAUUGAACCAUCCCUUCUUAUUAAAGAAAGUAAGAAUAGUUGAGCUUGUAUACUUAAUAAUCACAUAGAAGCAGUAGUAUUCUCUACAAAAGAACAAAUCAUGUUUAAUCAUGGUUUAGGCAUGCAAUAAAACCUGUUUUAUGCUUUGUGUAACUAAUACAAACUAGAGCUAUUCAAGGCUUUACAAAAUAACGAAAAUGACUGUUAUAAGAAAGCGACACUUCAGUUGACCAAAGGAUGUCAAUCAUUAGAAGGAGAUAACCCAGUUGACAAUAUGAAGUAUGCAAUCAUGCUUACUUUAUGUGAACUUUUGUCGGCCAAGAUCAACGCACCAAGUGAGUGCAAUAUACUAAACACUCAUCAACAAGUUGUUCAAUGCACUCAACAACUCUCUCUGUCACCUCAGACAUGGACAACUUAUAGUGGCUACUUUCGUGACAUUGUCUUGAUAUGCUUUGCCAUCAAAUAUCCAAUGGAGAAAGAGAUUCUUGAAAAACUUCAUGAAAACAUCACUCUAAAUCAAGUCAAAAACUUCAACAUCCUUUCAAGUCAACAAAGGUACCUUAUUCAGUGGCGUGAGGAAGAGUUCAAGAGACUAGACAAGUUAAAGGAGUCACAGUUGGACAUCUUUGAGCAUGUGGAGAAAACGAAUAUGUAUUAUCAGAGAAUGGCUCAUCAGGUUGAGCUACUGUUUGAAACACUCGUACUCUUGCAAAACCAGACAGAGUUAUCCAUCUUGCAGUAUAAUGAUAUGGUCAGUCGUCACGUUGAACAAGUACAGAUGUUUCUGCAGGAUUCGUUCUUGUAUCAAGCGAUGAAAAUAGAUGAAACACUUGACUCAUUGCUCACCAAAUCGAAUACAUUAAAUCAACAUGUGGAACGUACUCUGCUUUUACAAGAGCAAACAGUCGAGAGCUGGAACUUGCUUACCAAAGUAAAAGUGUGUAUAUACGUCAUAUGUAUGGAGCUUAUUUUAAACUAUAGAAUCUCGAAAGAGAACUUACAGAUGUAUGGAACCAAUCGGUAUAUCGCAUGAGUACAGGCUUUCAUCUGAUCAUGAAUCAAUCACUUUCAGAGGCAAAGUUAUUACAACAUGAUCUCAUUUUAAUCCAUCGUCAAGUUAAGGACACAAUGGAACCGUUCCAUCAACUCAGCAACCUCAUCUCUGCUGUUUACUUUCAGGGAGUACAUACUGUGAAACGACUGAUCGUCCUUGUAGUUUCAUGUGCUUUACUUUGUUUACGUAUUCAAGCUCUCCUUAAGCAAAUGAAUGUUCAUCGUAACCAGCUAUUUACAUUUGUUCUAUUAAUAGGUAAUUGAUGAUAGAACCUCCUUGCAUGAAAUGGGUUGUGUAUCAUUACCCGGCCCCCUCUUUCCUCACAGCUGACUUUUAGUUGCUUCUAUUAUAUGUCAACAAGCUCAUUUGAAUACGAUUUUUUCUGCCGUACUUUUAGCAACCACA